This is a messenger RNA of Drosophila subobscura, 2211 nucleotides long. It is a transcript of the gene ems, whose product is annotated as homeotic protein empty spiracles. The transcript has 2 exons. Gene Ontology annotation, molecular function: DNA binding; DNA-binding transcription factor activity, RNA polymerase II-specific. Gene Ontology annotation, biological process: brain development; neuron differentiation; central nervous system development. NCBI's taxonomy places the organism in Eukaryota, Metazoa, Arthropoda, Insecta, Diptera, Drosophilidae. Bases 1 to 1479 code for a protein of 492 amino acids. The record is from RefSeq and is a predicted model, not a curated record.
AUGACUAAGAUGAUUCCGCCGGUACCCACCUCAGCCGUCAUGAUGCCCACGCCCAAGCAGAAGAUCGGCUUCAGCAUCGAGUCGAUUGUCGGCAACGAUGCGGCCUCGAUUGCCGCCGGCAAUCAGCAGAUGCGCGCCACCUCCGACCACAGCGCCAGCCCGCCGCCAGGCGAGCGCAACGGCCCCGGAUCACCGCCCCAGACCCCACCGGCUGCCAUCACCAUGCUGCCGCACCACCUCAUGGCCCCGCCGUCGCACGGCAUGCCCCUGCCGCACCACAUGUCGCCACAUCAGCUCCAGCACCAGCAUCCCCAUGCGCACCAGCAUCAGCAUCCUCAUCCCCAUCUGUCGCCGGCCCAGCAACAUGUUCUGCACCAGCAUCUCCUCAUGCAGCAGCAGGGCACACCCAAGACCCACCAGGACAUCCAGGAGCUGCUGCAGCGACUCCACCACAACGCGGCCGUGGCCAGCGGCAUGAGUCCGCUCCAGACACGCCUCUCUCCCGAGUCCGAUGCGCCGCCCGCUCCCGUUUCCCUCAAGCGCGAACGUUCUCCGGCCCCACCGUCCAUGGAGCAGGCCGAGAAUCCCUCCCAGCGUAUCCAGCCGCCUCACACGCCUCCUAAGUCCGUGUCACCACAGUCAUCGCAGCCCUCCUCGUCGCCCAGCCUGCUGGUCAGCAGUCCGCACAACACGCCCCCGCAGCAGCAGCAGCAGCCACCAAACUACCCAAAGCCUGGAAUGCAUCCGGCCGGAGCCAUGAUGAUGCAAGGAAUGCCGCCAGCCGGCUUGGUGCGACCCUUUCCCGUGGGCCCAGGCGGACCACCCAUGCCUCCCCAGGGACAGCCUGGCAUGCCGGACAUCAAGGCCCUGCCCCCGUACAUAAACGCACCCCCAGAGAUGCAGCCCCAGCACAAUCCUCACCUGAUCGCCGCCGCCCAGUUCCAGAUGGCUGCCGCCAUUCAAGCGGGACAUGUCCUGGGUCCCGCUGCAGCUGCCGCUGCCGCCGCUGGACUCCCACCGCACGCCGCACAGUUCAUGCCAAAUCCUGGCAUGGCGCGGGACAGCUACCAGCUCUACCCCUGGCUGCUGAGUCGUCAUGGACGCAUCUUUCCACACCGUUUCCCUGGAAGUUUCCUGGUGCCGCCAUUCCGCAAGCCCAAGCGCAUCCGCACCGCCUUCUCGCCCUCGCAGCUCCUGAAGCUGGAGCACGCCUUCGAGAGCAAUCAGUAUGUGGUGGGGGCCGAGCGCAAGGCCCUCGCCCAGUCCCUCAACCUGUCGGAGACGCAGGUGAAGGUCUGGUUCCAGAACCGUCGCACCAAGCACAAGCGAAUGCAGCAGGAGGACGAGAAGGGCGGCAGCGGCAGCUCCGAGCGCAAUCACCACAAUGGCAGCGGGGACGAGGACGACGAUGAGCUCAUCGACAUGGAGAUGGACGACUGUGCCAGUGAUGACGAGCACGAUCUGGAUGCCAGCCACUAGAACCAGUAGACAAACGGUUCCAUCCGUGAGUUCCUUACCCAGUCGAUGGGUUCACAAGUUCCCAGAAGCUCUCCCGCGAGUAAAAUAGUUUGUUUUUUGUGAUAUAUUCUUAAAUAAUGGCGACGGCGAUGUAAAUAGCAGGCGACAGAAGGUAUUAGACACUUCAGGCCCCCUCCAACACCAACCCUAAAAUAUCUCCUUCUCAAGAACAGUGCCAAAUCCUUUGCCAGGGGGCCCCACCGAAGAACAGAACAGAAGUUGAGUAGAGCUCAAGGUGGGAAGACUCAAGGUUUUCCUCUUCUUCAAAGCUUUUUCUAUUUCCCAAAAAAAGUAACAACAAAACAGCACAAAAAAUCUAUAUUAAUUUAGUAUCUAUAACUGUACAAAUCUAAUGACUUAAGCAUGUAAAUAUUUAUGACCAGCAGCGCAGAAUCAGAAUCAGCAGCAGAAGCAGAAGCAGGCGCAUUAAUUUUAAUUAGUGAAUUCCUCAAAGAAGAGAAACUAUCCCAACCCUACUGUAUAUGUAAUUCUUGUAUAUUGGAUGACGAUCUAGCAUUUAUUUAUGUCUAGCCAUAAGCACGCACCUCUAGAGUCGCUCAACUGCAGCUGGAUAUUACUUAAGCCCCAUUAGUGUAGCCUUAGUCGCUAGCUACGUACGAGUACUACUUCCUAAGGCCCGAUACAACCACAUGAUGAUUUUAAGCAAAACACACAAAAAAUAAUAUUAUUAUA